UCUAGUUGCCAUGUCUCUGCCAGUGGUUUAUAGACGGCAAUCUGUACAGUCUACAACACUUGCGUAUGGGGCGAAAGAAAGCGUUCGCCCAUCUAUAUGACAUCAGAACAUCACACACGAUGGCAGGAAUGGAAGAAGAAGAUGUGCUGGAUGAUCCACAUUUAAACGUAUCAAUAGUCUUUCCACCUGAAGUUCAGACAGCAAUUGACCAGGUGCUUCCAAGCAAUGAUCCUUUAGACCGACCAGAUUUCAAUGCAGUCGAAUACAUCAACUCGCUGUUUCCCACAGAACAAUCACUAGCAAACAUCGAUGAUGUUGUCAGUAAAAUGAGAUACAAGAUAAGGCAUUUAGACGAUGAAAUUAGGACAGUCGUUCGUGGGCAAACAAACGUGAGUGAAGAUGGUCACAGGGCUCUGGAGGAGGCACAGAAAGCUAUACAGGAACUGUUCACUAAGAUCAAAGAUAUCAAGGAUAAGGCUGAGAAGAGUGAACAAAUGGUUAAGGAGAUAACAAGAGAUAUUAAGCAGCUGGAUCAUGCCAAGCGCCAUCUAACAUGCUCUAUCACAACUCUGAAUCACCUGCACAUGUUAGUCGGUGGUGUGAGCUCACUAGAGCAGCUGACGCGACGGAGGCAAUAUGGAGAGGUUGCCAUGCUGCUGCAAGGCGUUCUCAACGUGUUGCAGCAUUUUAGCAAAUACAUGACCAUCCAACAGAUCAGACAUCUAGCUGACAGAGUGCAUCAGAUAAAGCAGGAUCUUGGAAAUCAGAUCGUGGGUGACUUUGAGGAAGCAUUCUCGGGUCCUGCCGCUAAGCAUUUUACCCCAAAUAACCAGUUGGCAGAAGCAUGCUUAGUCCUGAACGUGCUGGAUCCAAAAAUCAAAAAAGAUCUGUUGAAGUGGUUUGUGCGUCUGCAACUGUCAGAAUAUCUCGUUCUGUUUCAAGAGAAUCAAGAUGUGGCAUGGUUGGACAAAAUUGAUAGGCGCUACGCGUGGAUUAAACGUACCCUGGUUGAGUUUGAGGAGAAAUUCGGCAGGAUGUUUCCAUGCAAUUGGUUUAUAAGUGAGCGCAUAGCUGUUGAAUUCUGCGAAAUUACCAGGAAAGAGUUAUCAAAUAUCUCGGCUGCAAGAGUGUCAGAAAUCGAUGUGAAACUGCUGCUGUUUGCCAUUCAGAGAACGACCAACUUUGAGAUUCUUCUUGGCAAAAGGUUUAGUGGUUCCACAUUGCAACCAGCAGGACAGGUUUCGCCAGUGUUGAGCCCCGGUACUCCCGACUCAACAAACCCAUUUGGAGAGGAUGCGGAUCGAGAUUCUCUUGGCCUGGAUGCAAAACGUUCUGCCGGUAGCAUGCAGCAGUUGCUAGAUAAGACAUCUGCUCUUUCUGGUCAGCCGAUGUUAGCUCUUGCUUACAUUCAAAAGUAUCUCAAAGAGUAUGCAAUUAGGCUCUCAGCAAUAAUCUACCAAAGUACGCUGUCUGUACCGACCAGCAUCAGUGGCGGUGGCAUCAAGGAGCUUCAGACGAUGGUGUCCACGCUACUGAAGGAGGGAGACGUGCCAAAGUACACGCCGGAAGAGCAGCGACGCACAUGCGUAAUCCUCAGUACGUCCGAGUACUGCCUCGAGACAACACAGCAGUUGGAAGAGAAACUGAAGGAGAAGAUAAAUGCAGAUCUAGCCGAAAAUAUCAGCUUCAACUCGGAACAGGACAUCUUUCACACUGUGAUAUCAAACUGCAUACAGCUGCUAGUGCAGGAUUUGGAAGGAGCCUGUGAUCCCGCUCUGACUGCCAUGAGCAAGAUCAACUGGCUCCAUGUUGACACUGUGGGGGAUCAGAGUGGCUACGUGACUGCGAUUACAUCCCAUAUCAACAAAAACCUGCCUCUCAUACGUGACAACCUGGCCUCGUCUCGCAAAUAUUUUACCCAGUUCUGUGUUAAGUUUGCAAAUUCGUUCAUUCCGAAGUUCAUUAAUCAGCUGCACAAGUGUAAGCCGGUGAGCACAGUGGGAGCCGAGCAGCUGCUACUAGACACACACUCGCUGAAGACUGUGCUGCUCGACCUGCCCUCUAUUGGCUCGUCGGUCGCCCGCAAAGCUCCCGCCAGCUACACAAAGAUCGUUGUCAAGGGCAUGACGAAGGCUGAGAUGAUAUUAAAGGUUGUGAUGUCGCCGCACGAACCGCCGCAGGGCUUCGUUGAUAACUACAUCAAGCUGCUGCCGGAGAGUGACAUGACCGACUUCCAACGUAUCCUAGAGAUGAAGGGUUUGAAGAGAGGCGAACAGAGCAUGAUGCUGGACAUUUUCCGAGCGCAGCUUCCAAAGCCGCACCAGGCAGCCGAGGUCAGCAGUGCAAUGAGCAUAACCAGCGUGGCAGCUACACCCGAGCAGGAGUCCAGUCGCAUCAAGAAACUAGAAAAACUCAUAAAGAAACGACUCUAGAUAUAUGGUCAUUGUGGCAUCGCGCGGUGCAUGGGUGCAUGUACAGUUAUCAUUGGGUUCCAGGGGUCAGAGUUGAGUGCAUGAGAUCAGAGGUGGUGAUGACAUAUACCCUCUGCUAUUCUCUAGCUUCCUACACCUAGAUUAUAAAAUGAAUCUUGCAUCAGUAAAUGGUAUAUCAUAGGUUUGGCUCUCAUAAUGUUGAAUGUACAAAAGAAGUCAUUAAUUUCAUUAAUAUGGCAAUGUCUGAUGCCUCUCUACAUUAUGAAACAGACCUGCUUUGAAUAAGCUUUCAGCCUUUUAAAUAUAAUCUCCUAUAGUUAACAGUUACUACCUGGAACACAAUAUGCUAUGACUUUGUGAUAUUAUUAUUAUUAUUAUUAUUAAAUCUUUAUUGCAUGUAAUUCAUAUACAAGUACACGUACUGAAGUACAUAUUAUGAUACUCGUCACGUAUUGUAAUCGCAAAUUUACUGACACCACGAGUCUCCAUGUCUACAGAUUGUUCUCGUGGUAUUGUGAUUCAAGCUGCUAAAUUUAUUAUGCUUUGAUUGUUUUCGCGUUUAUAUACUAUGUGUGGAGCAAAGCAAUAAUUUGAUUUGCACAUCCACACUACAUUCACAAUAAAGUUAUGCAUGGGUGUAAUUAAGAUUGUAAUAUAGUAAAAUAUGACAGAUCAAACUAAUUACUGGGAAUGUAAUCUAGGUGUCUAUUCAUAGAAAUAUGCACUUGUCUGUACCAGCUGGUUUCCAUCUUCUAGAUAAAUGUUUUAGUGUUAUUGGUGUUCAAAUUGCAAACACUACCAGCACAAUGCGCCACUGAUAUAUGUGACUGUAAUGAAUAGCGUAUUAAACUGUACAGCUGUAAUAAUUU
Molecule: messenger RNA, 3301 nt
Organism: Priapulus caudatus
Lineage: Eukaryota; Metazoa; Priapulida; Priapulimorpha; Priapulimorphida; Priapulidae
Product: vacuolar protein sorting-associated protein 53 homolog
Biological process (GO): retrograde transport, endosome to Golgi
Cellular component (GO): GARP complex
Source: RefSeq, a predicted model, not a curated record